UGAGAUCCACGUGGUUGGAGAGCAGUAUCUGAUUGAAAUGGAGGACUCAGAGAGGCAUAACGGAGCUUGCUCGCUUUUUACAUUUAGAUAGUUAGGUUCAUUAGCGACGUUUUAUAUUAUUGACUCUAUUAUAUUGAUUUGUUAAACUGCCAUUAUGGGAAAGUCAAAGACCAAAAACCAGAGGAAGUCACGUUUGAGUGCGAACCAUGUGGCGGAAGAGGUGUUCGGUGCGGUCCCUCAAGUGUUUCACCGUGGCCAAGUCGGCAAGAAUGUCGGUCAGCUAGUGGAGAACAUGCGGCGCGUCGUGGAGCCCUUCACUGCAGAAUCCCUUAAGGUGAGGAAGAAGAAUGUGCUGAAGGACUUUGUGGCUGUAGCAGGGCCACUGGGAGUGACACACUUCAUGAUCUUCACCAAGACGCCCAGCAGUGUCAACAUGAGGCUUGCUCGGCUGCUUAAAGGCCCUAUGCUCCAUUUCCGGGUGACCAAGUACUCCCUUAUUAAAGAUGUGGUCUCGUCACUGAAGAGGCACAGAAUGCAUGAACAGCAGUUCACACAUCAUCCACUGCUGGUCCUCAAUAACUUUGGCUCAGAGGGCAUGCAUGUCAAACUUAUGGCCACCAUGUUCCAAAACAUGUUCCCUUCCAUCAAUGUGCACAAGGUAGCCCUCAACGCCAUAAAGAGAUGUACUUUGCUGAACUACGAUCCAGUGUCUCAAGAAAUUGAAUUUCGCCAUUACAGCCUGAAAGUAGUCCCUGUGGGCAUGAGUAGAGGAGUGAAGAAGCUGAUGCAGGAAAAGUUCCCCAACAUGAGCAAGUUUGAGGACAUCAGUGAGCUGCUGAUGAAAGGGGCUAAUCUUUCAGAAAGUGAAGCAGAGCAAGAUGGAGAUCACAACAUAACGGAACUGCCACAGAUCUACUCCGGGCGUGGUAACAUGGCGUCUCAACAGAGCGCUGUGAGACUGACUGAGAUAGGCUCACGCAUCACCAUGCAGCUGGUGAAGAUCGAGGAGGGAAUGGAAGAGGGGAACAUUCUCUACCAUGCAGUCAUCUCCAAGACUGAGGAAGAGCUUCAGGAGAUCCUGAUCCGAAAAGAGGCGCAGAUGAAAGAAAAGCAGGAAGAAAAAACAAGAGCCGGAUGUUUCCCUAAAGAAAGCAUUACGGGAGGAAGAACAAGUGAGUGUUAUAGCACAUUGGAACUGCUAUUCAUUCCACCUGAGUUGGAGUGGAACAGUGAUGUUUGUUUCUGUAAUGUCAGGAAAAGAAGCAUGGCAGGCAUCAAGAGGAAGCGCCAGGAGGAGGAAGAGCAUGACCCUGAAGUGACCCUGAAGGUUGUUGAAUCUGACGACGAGGCAGAGUACUACAGACAGGCUGUAGGAGAGGAGCCAGAUGAAGAUAUGUUCCCUGCAGCCAAGAGGAGGCAAAGACCUGAAAGGCCCUCAGGAGGACCCUUCAAGAAGAGGAAACCGUUCUCUGGCGACGACAGGAAAAACAAAUAUGGUUCCAAGUCACCUCAUAGUUUCUUCCACAGAGAUGAACAAAUACCACUAUUAGGAGCCUGUUUGCACAGCCUUUUCCCCUCCUAUUUUCUAAUCUCCUACAGAAAUCAAUACACAAACAUGAUGGAUUACAACUCUUCUUGUCAUGGUGACAAGUUCCAAGUGCAGUUAUUGCCUUCAAUGUACGGUGUUGAGUUCUGCGUGGCGUUGGUUGGUAACCUGUUUGCCCUGAGACUCUUGGCGACCAGGGAGAGGAACAACUGGCACACUGGUGUGGUGCUGUCCUGUAACCUGGCCAUCAGUGACCUGCUCUAUGUCCUCACACUGCCCCUGCUCAUAGUCUACUACAUGCAGGACAAGAACUGGCUGUUUGGGGUGGCGGUCUGUAAGAUAGAACGCUUCCUCUUCACCUGCAACCUGUAUGUUAGCAUCUACUUCAUCAUGUGUAUCAGUGUGAACCGCUAUGUGGCCAUUGUGUACCCCUUCUUCAGCCGGAACCAUGUGAACCCAGACAAAGCCAAGGCUGCCAGUGUCGUCAUCUGGAUCUUUGUGACAGCCAUCUCCUCUCCUGUGCUGAAGUUUGCCUCCACAUGUCCAGAGGGAAUCAACAAAACCCGUUGUGUAUCCUACUCCUAUUGCACCAACAGUGAUGCAGUUGCAUACACUCACUUGUUUUACAAAUUCUUUCUGUCUGUGGUUGGGUGUUUUAUUCCCUUCCUGGUCACAUUUGCAUCAUACUGCGCAGUGUUAAGGGUGGUGUGGAGGAAUGUGAAUAUAACCUCCCUGGAGAAACGGAAGGUGGCCCUGAUGGUGUUUGCAGUGGUUGUGCUGUAUGCCAUUUCCUUUGUGCCUUAUCACCUCCUCCAGAGCUACUAUUUCUACCAGAAGGUUGACGAACUUGGCUCUGUCUGCGACUGGGUGUACAAGGCCUACCAGGUGUCCAAGGGACUGGCUACACUGAACAUGUGCAUCCAUCCACUGCUCUACAUGGCUGUGUUUGAUAACAUCCGAGUCGCCUGCUGUGGAAGGAGCUCAGCAGAUAUGGCAAUGAAUAAUACAUGAACAAAAUGAUGCUCUCGCUGCUCUUUGGAUGCUUGCACUUAUGGUGUUUCUGAUAAGCAAGUGUUACACACAGUUGAUGACUUAUCUGUAAAUAACUGCAGCUAUAUGCACUUCCUUCCAAUGUUCUGAUGUAAGAUGUUUUUGAUGGUCAUGUUUCUUUUCAUGAUGUCUAAACUAUGCCCUCUUCUAUAUUCAUUAUUACAGUAUCAGAUAAUAGAAAUUGAACAUAUUCAAAAUAACUAUUUGAAAUGUAGCUACAUUACAACAUAAUAACUUACAGUUUUCACAUGAUGAGAAAUAUAUUAACACCAAAAGCACUGGAUAAAAAGUCAUUAUAACAAGCAUUGUGUGCCUUAUGAGACAGUGGAUGGUGGUUGGAAGAACGCGCUUGAUUGAAAAAGAAAAUAGUCGCGGUAGCUAUUGAUAAAGAAGAACAUCAGGAGGAAGCAGCUGCUUUACAAGUGGGAUGCACUGAUGAUCGCUACAUCACGAUGGGUUGUGCUGAUUGAACAUAGAUUGUGACAGCCUUACAAAUACUGCAUACCAAACAAAGUUAAGGAAGUGCACUUCAACAUUUUGCAUAAGAUAUACCCAUGUAAUUCUAUGAUUUCCAAAUUUGUGGCUAUUGAUAUCUGCGUUUUCUGUGAAAAAGAAGGUGAGAAUCUGUCUCACUUGUUCUUUGAAUGUAAAUUUGUGUCAGAAUUAUGGGAAAACCUUGCAAAGUACUUAUUUACCAUUAUGAACACUGCCUAUAAUUUUAACAUAAAAUAUAUAAUAUGUUACUAUUGCAAUUAUAACAAAACCACUGAAAUGAUUGUUAUUUUUUAAAUUCUUGUUGCCAAAUACUUUAUACACAAACAAAAAUUCUAUACCAAAAUUACCAAUUUUUCUGAUUGAAUUUAAUUAUCUUAAUAAAACACUAACCCUAGUGAAUAACAAAAAGAAUAACAUCUUCAUGAAUCAUAAGAUAUUUUCAGAGUGAAUAUAAUUGCACUUAAAUUGUUUCUUUUUUGUAUUUUAUAUUUUUUGUAUGUUUGAGCAUUGUUAAUACCUGUGUUUGGUUUGCUAGACAUGUUUGAUGUAGCAAUGUAAGUUGAUUUUUGUAUUAUGAAUAAAAUACAUUUAUAAUAAA
Molecule: messenger RNA, 3689 nt
Organism: Oncorhynchus nerka (sockeye salmon)
Lineage: Eukaryota; Metazoa; Chordata; Actinopteri; Salmoniformes; Salmonidae
Product: suppressor of SWI4 1 homolog
Exons: 12
Coding region: 155-2557 (800 amino acids)
Biological process (GO): rRNA processing; ribosomal large subunit assembly; G protein-coupled receptor signaling pathway
Cellular component (GO): preribosome, large subunit precursor; membrane
Molecular function (GO): G protein-coupled receptor activity; rRNA binding
Source: RefSeq, a predicted model, not a curated record